Molecule: messenger RNA, 1132 nt
Organism: Phytomonas sp. Hart1
Lineage: Eukaryota; Euglenozoa; Kinetoplastea; Trypanosomatida; Trypanosomatidae
Source: the annotation of a GenBank genome assembly
GGGUAAAAAGGUAAAAGUCAGAAAAAAUGUUCAAGUUUUCUUCCAGGUGUUUAAACAUGGGUCUUGGAGAUGUAUAUGUUAAAAAAGUUUUCGACACCGUUUCUUCCAAGUACGACUUCAUGAACGAUGUUUUAUCGCUUGGAAUUCAUCGUCUAUGGAAAAAUCAUUUUGUAGAAAAUUCUGUCCGACCAGUUUUGGGUGCGAAAUUUUUGGAUAUUGCUGGAGGGACUGGUGAUAUUGUCUUCAGAAUUAUGGACACUAUACGUCGACAAGAACAUAUUUUCGGGUUAACCCCCAGAAGUUUAGAAGGAACUCAAAUAGUUGUUUGCGAUAUUAAUAAAAAUAUGCUUGAAGAAGGUGAACGAAGAGCCAUUCGUGAGGGAUAUUUUGAUAUUAAUUGGGUUUGUGGGAGCGGUGAGGAACUACCCUUUGAGGAUGAACUUUACGAUAAUUGCACAAUUUCUUUUGGGAUUCGAAACUUUAGUGAUCGUCCCAAAGCUCUACGAGAAGCUUUUCGAAUUUUGAAAGUCGGGGGUGUGCUAAGUAUUCUUGAAUUUAGUCAUGUCACAUUUUCACCACUAAAAAUUCCAUAUUCUAUUUGGCUAAGUGGAUUUUUACCUCAGGCUGGACGGCUACUUGCCGAUGAAGAAAGUUAUCGUUAUUUGGCUGAAAGUAUACGUUCUUUCCCGGAUCAAGAAACUUUUGCACAAAUGAUUCAGGACGCGGGCUUUAGUUUUGUCCGCUACGAAAAUCUUUCUGGAGGAAUUGCUUGCAUUCACACAGCAGUGAAAACAGGUCCAUUAAACUCAAAAGUUGAAAAUACAUGAUAUAUGCCGAAAUUUGAGCAGAAUGGGAUGCUGGACUCAGAUGCAGAGCCCAAGAUUGUGUAAUUAACAUCCAUUAUUUCUGUAUGUCUAUUGUCAUUUAAUCUAUCAGGCUUGAACUUUCUAUAUUUUACUUAAUUAUCAUGAGAAAAAAAAAUAGUGAAUAAUAAUACUUAAUAGGGAACCAGAAAAUAUUUAUUUUCUUAUUGUUAAGUUUUUCACUCUCCUUCAACAACUACGCAAUCUUCGUAUUAUCUGGACUAGCAAAUAUAUACAUGGAUCUUGUCAUCAUUUUUUUUUUGAAUGAA